AAAUAAAAUCCGACACUGGUCCUUUUCGUCGUCUUCGACCUCGCGGGAAUCUACUGUCGCUCUCACACUAUCCAUCCACUCUUCUUCAGUCCACCGGCAGCUAGAUUUUUCCGGGUCUUCAGUCUCGGGUCAGAUCUAGAUCCGGAUCCGUAGACACUUGAGUAAUGAAGCACUUCAGAACCGAGCGAGUCCGUGCGACUCCGAAGCUCUUCACCUACGUUCUCGUCGGGUUCAUCGCUCUGCUCGGCUUGACUUGCCUCUACUACGGCUCUUCCUUCGCUCCCGGAUCCAGAAAGUCCGACGAGUUCGAUGAUGUAUCUGAUAACCGCGCUCGCACCGGAUCCGUGACGAUGACGAAUCGAGCUGCUGUGCUUGCAGUGAGCCGUUUCGAAGUUCCUAAAAGCGUUCCGAUAUGUGAUUCGAGACACUCGGAUCUUAUACCGUGUUUGGAUCGUAAUCUUCAUUACCAGUUGAAAUUGAAACUCAAUUUAACGUUGAUGGAGCACUAUGAGCAUCAUUGCCCUCCACCAGAACGGCGUUUCAAUUGCCUUGUUCCGCCUCCUACUGGAUAUAAGAUCCCGUUAAGGUGGCCUGUCAGUAGAGACGAGGUGUGGAAGGCGAAUAUCCCGCACACACACCUUGCGCAAGAGAAGUCUGAUCAGAAUUGGAUGGUUGUAAAUGGUGAUAAGAUCAAUUUUCCUGGGGGAGGAACACACUUCCACUAUGGAGCUGACAAAUACAUAGUUUCCCUUGCUCAGAUGCUGAAAUUCCCUGGCGACAAACUCAACAAUGGGGGAAGCAUUCGGAAUGUUCUUGAUGUUGGUUGUGGGGUAGCUAGCUUCGGAGCUUAUCUGCUGUCACAUGACAUCAUUGCUAUGUCCCUUGCUCCUAAUGAUGUUCACCAGAACCAGAUCCAAUUUGCUUUAGAACGAGGAAUUCCAUCAACACUUGGUGUUCUUGGGACUAAGCGGCUUCCAUACCCAAGCAGAUCCUUUGAACUUGCUCACUGUUCUAGAUGUCGGAUAGACUGGCUUCAAAGAGAUGGGAUCUUGUUGCUGGAGCUUGAUAGGUUGCUCAGACCUGGUGGCUACUUUGUAUACUCGUCGCCUGAAGCUUAUGCACACGACACAGAAAACAGAAAGAUUGGGAAUGCGAUGCAUGAUCUCUUCAAGAGAAUGUGUUGGAGGGUCGUUGCUAAACGAGACCAAUCUGUUAUAUGGGGAAAACCGAUAUCCAACAGCUGUUACUUGAAAAGGGAAGCAGGUGUUCAGCCUCCCCUUUGUCCUUCUGGUGAUGACCCAGAUGCAACUUGGAACGUCUCAAUGAAGGCUUGUAUAUCACCUUACUCAGUGAGGAUGCAUAAAGAAAGAUGGAGUGGACUCGUUCCCUGGCCACGGAGGCUGACAGCUCCUCCACCACGUCUUGAAGAAGUUGGUGUCACUCCCGAGCAAUUCCGUGAAGAUACGGAAACAUGGCGUCUUAGAGUGAUAGAAUACUCGAAACUGUUGAAACCAAUGGUGCAAAAGAACUCCAUAAGAAACGUGAUGGACAUGAGCUCAAACCUUGGCGGUUUCGCAGCUGCACUAAACGAUAAAGAUGUAUGGGUAAUGAAUGUCAUGCCUGUUCAAUCCUCCCCAAGAAUGAAGAUCAUCUAUGACCGUGGCCUGAUCGGAGCCACUCAUGAUUGGUGUGAAGCCUUUGACACAUACCCAAGAACGUAUGAUCUUAUCCAUGCAUGGAACACAGUUACAGAAACCCGAAUACGUGGAUGCAGCAUUGAAGAUCUGCUCAUCGAGAUGGAUCGAAUACUACGCCCAGAAGGAUUUGUCAUAAUUCGUGACACAUCAGACAAUAUCAGCUAUAUCAAGAAGUAUCUGACAUUGUUAAAAUGGGAUAAGUGGUUCACAGAGACGACUCCAAAUGGUGAUUCUCUAUCUACCAAAGAUGAGAGAGUUUUGAUCGCUAGAAAGAAACUGUGGAGCGUGCCCGCCAUUUCAGUGUCGUGAGUUUUACAAAAUCAGAGGCAUAGCUGAGGAAAAUUCUCAGUGUUUAGGGUUAUUUACCGGUAUUAAAAGGAGAAGUGUAAAUUACACGACAAUCAUACAUAGUGAUGAUGCAUUUGUUGUAGGAAACCUGCAAAAGCUUCUUAUUUGCGAUUUUCAUUUUCAAAUUAUAAAUUUAAAUCCGUUUUCGCGGAAAUAUAUAAGGUUGCUUCGUGAA
Messenger RNA from Camelina sativa (false flax), 2220 nucleotides. Its product is annotated as putative methyltransferase PMT9. Lineage: Eukaryota; Viridiplantae; Streptophyta; Magnoliopsida; Brassicales; Brassicaceae. Gene Ontology annotation, cellular component: cytoplasm; trans-Golgi network; endosome. Gene Ontology annotation, molecular function: methyltransferase activity. The record is from RefSeq and is a predicted model, not a curated record.